AUGGCAGAAGAAGUAGUACCCACUCCAGCGCCGGCCAAGGCCCCGAAGAAGGCGGCAACCAAGCCGAAGGCGGCAGCCAGGCCCAAGAGGACCGGACCCAGCGUCCGCGACCUCAUCGUCAAGGCCGUGACCGCCUCCACCGAGCGCAACGGCAUGUCGCUGGCCGCCCUGAAGAAGGCUCUGCUGGCCGGCGGCUACGAUGUGCUGAAGAACAACAGCCGCGUGAAGGUCGCCGUCAAGGCGCUCGUCGACAACGAGGUCCUGGUUCAGACCACGGGAACCGGCGCCUCUGGCUCCUUCAAGCUGAACAAGACCGCCGCUAAGAAGCCCGCCGCUAAGAAGCCCGCCGCCAAAGCCAAGAAGAGCCCGGUGAAGAAACUUACCGCGGCCAAGAGGGCCGUCGCAGCCAAGAAGACCGCGGUCGCCAAAAAGUCACCGAAGAAGGCAAAGAAACCGGUGGCGGCGCCCAAGAAGUCAAUCAAGUCCCCGAAGAAGGCCGCCAAGAGCCCGAGGAAGCCGGUGAAGAAAACCCCGGUGAAGAAGGCUCCGGCCAAGAAGCCAGCGGCUAAGAAGGCACCUGCCAAGAAGCCUGCAGCGGGGGCGAGGAAGGCUCCGUCCCGGAGGAAGUGAGCGGACACAGACCCAAACCCAACAAAAGGCUCUUUUAAGAGCCACACACCCAGACCCGAGAGAGCCGGUUCCUACCGUCACACCGAGUUCACACAAUACUGCUACACGAUCCAUACCACAAUACUUUAUACUUCUACAUGAUAUAUAGCACAAUACUUUACAGUACCUGGACUAUGUCUUACAUUCUGAGCAGCACUUUGUACUUCAAGUUACAAGUACUCUAGUUAUACUGUUGUAACAUGUAUUAUUAGAUUAGAUUAGAUUAGAAAACUUUAUUUAUCCCAAAAUGGGCAAUUUCGUUCACAGUUUCCAGUCUCACAUAAUAGAUUACUUAAUAAAGCAAAGAUUAAAAUGACUACAUUAUUAUUAAUUAUAUACAAACUUUAGCUACAUUUACACUAUCCGAUAUUGUGUAAUGUACAUCAUUUACAGUAUUAUUCAUCUAAAUAUUAUCAGGACACGCAUGAUAAUGAGACACUGUUCUGAAUGUAAACAUGUUACUUUUAGAGGAGUAACUGUACAUGUUGCUACAGCACAUAUGUAAAAUAGUGUUUCUCUUAUGCUUGGGUCACGAUGAGACUUUAUUAAUCCUGCAGGGAAAUACUGGUAUAUGAGUAAUAUAUAUGAUGAGGAGCAGGGGAUAAAAUAUAUGAAUAUAAUAUUAUUUUGAUCCAUUUCACAGUGUUUCCAUUGUGAUUUUACUUUUAAACGCAAUAUUUGAGCGGAACAGAAGUUGAUCCAAAGUUUAUACACUUCGUAUCUUUAGGUUCAGACUGAAUUCAGUUUAAAAAAACUUUUAAAAUCGAAAUAUAUAAAACUUGAAGGUUAGAUUCAGAUCACAGACAGUGCAGCGCCCCCAUUGGCAAGAAGCUGUAAGUGCAUGAACAUUCACUACAGACAUUAUUAAAUAAACAUUUUCUAGUAAAUAA
Molecule: messenger RNA, 1559 nt
Organism: Pleuronectes platessa (European plaice)
Lineage: Eukaryota; Metazoa; Chordata; Actinopteri; Pleuronectiformes; Pleuronectidae
Product: histone H1
Exons: 1
Coding region: 1-630 (209 amino acids)
Biological process (GO): nucleosome assembly
Cellular component (GO): nucleosome
Molecular function (GO): structural constituent of chromatin; DNA binding
Source: RefSeq, a predicted model, not a curated record